Molecule: messenger RNA, 870 nt
Organism: Adineta ricciae
Lineage: Eukaryota; Metazoa; Rotifera; Eurotatoria; Adinetida; Adinetidae
Source: the annotation of a GenBank genome assembly
AUGAUGAUUAAAUCUUUACACAAUCAUCCCAUCUUUCUUCUUACUAUUCUUACCAUUCUCUAUCUCACUGCUGAUCUCCCAUUUAUUAUGAGUUUUAUUCGUACAGGUUUUGACAUUAUUCGAAUACCAUCAUUCUGCAAGUGGUGGUUUUGGUUUGAUUAUACUCUUACUGCCGAAAGUCUUUAUCUUGCAGCAAUUUCAAGUAUUCAACGACAUAUUGUUGUUUUCCAUUCUCAAUGGUUACGUUCUCGACGAUUAAGAUGGAUGGUACAUUACAUCCCAUUAAUAUUUUGUGUGAUUUAUCCAGCAUUGUUUUAUAUUAUUAUUAUGUUUUUAUACCCAUGUACGAAUUUUUAUGAUGAAACAAGUCUAAAUUGUAUGUAUCCUUGUUAUAUGAAUACCAUAGCUAUAACUACCACAGACUGGAUUGUUAAUUCAGCAAUUCCAGUAUGGACUAAUGGCAUAGCAAAUCUAUUGUUAAUUGUACGUGUGAUACAUUCGAAGAGAAAAAUUUAUCGACAACAAAGAAAUACUUGGAAUAAACAGAAAAAAUUAGCUUUUAACUUACUUGUUUAUUCAUUACUAUAUUUUCUCUGGUUUCCAACAACAAUUAUUAUGUUGAUACAAUAUUCUGUUUAUCCUACAUUAAUUCAAGAUAUACUUGCGGUUUAUUAUGUUUAUGCUUCCUGUAUAUUCGUUGCGCCUCUCCAACCUUUCAUGUUUCUACUUGCAUUACCUGAAUUAACUCAAAGUAUUAAACGUCAAUUAAGACUCGCACGACCAACAGUAGCAACGGAAAUACCUCUUGCAGUGCCAAAGCCCAAUUUGACAUCGAAAAGAAUUCAUGUUAACAAUGACGGACAAAACUAA